GCAGCGUUCUCCAUAAGUUACAGCUACACCUAUUUUGUUUCUAACCCCUUUCUUCCGCUACAGAAAUAAAUAGCUCUCUGUUAAUGGCGGACUGGGGGCCAGUGCUCAUCGGAGUAGUACUCUUCAUACUGCUGCAACCUGGGCUUCUAUUUCAGAUACCGGGUAAUAACCGUACUCUCGAAUUUGGGAGCAUGAAGACUAAUGGAAAGGCGAUUGCUGUUCAUACUCUUAUUUUCUUUACACUCUAUGCUAUUCUCAUUCUCGCUGUUCAUGUUCACAUCUAUACUGGAUGAUCCUGUAGUAACACUACUCCAGAUCUUCUCCCCCAUUUAUGCUACUACCAUUUUCACUAAUCCAACUUAUAUAAUGGAAAUGUAAGUGAUUUUGCUUAGUGAAGAAGGAGAAGGGGAUAUACUAAACUUGAGGGUUAAAAGCAAGCAUUUGUGUUUUAAAGGGGAAGAAAGGUAUGAAUUGUGUUAGUGGGAUUUUUUGCUUUAUGGAAGUAGACAGAAAACACCAACUUUGUGUUUAAGUUUCCGAUUAUUGAAGAACGCGCAAGCCUUUCUUUUGCCUUUGCUUUUCAAAUUUUAUCUCAUAAAAUUCAUCAAGGUGGGGAGACUUUAAAAAAGAAAGGUGGUGCUGGUGCACGUGGAAAGCAGAGAAAAUGCCAAAACUUUGUGCGUUUACAUUAAUGCAAAAUGCUUUAAUUUAGCUUA
Molecule: messenger RNA, 716 nt
Organism: Solanum stenotomum
Lineage: Eukaryota; Viridiplantae; Streptophyta; Magnoliopsida; Solanales; Solanaceae
Exons: 2
Coding region: 84-293 (69 amino acids)
Source: RefSeq, a predicted model, not a curated record